AUGAGGAGGCUCGGGUUAUUAGCGGUUUGUUUGGCGUUGGCGAGAUGUUGCUCUUGGGAUAAUUGUAACCCAGUAUCCACUGAUCCGAAUGUUUUGAAUGUUCACUUGAUUUGCCACAGUCACGACGAUUUGGGAUGGCUGAUCACCGUUGAUCAGUACUAUGAGAGAGAAGUUCAAUACAUCUACGACACAGUGUUGCAAGAGUUGGAAAAAGACUCAACAAGGAGAUUCUCUUUUGCUGAAACUGGUUUCUUCAUGCGAUGGGUGGAGAGUCGAAACUCGAGUAUUCUAGCAAGAUGGCAGAAAUUGGUGGCAGCAGGACAAGCCGAGGCGAUCGGUGGAGGAUGGGUGCAAAAUGAUGAGGCCACCGCUCACUAUGUUGACAUUAUUGAUCAAAUGACAUUGGGUUAUGAACACCUGAAAAGCCUCUUCGGAGAGUGCGGCGCCCCACAAGCAGCCUGGCAAAUUGACCCGUUCGGGCACAGCCGAGAGUUCGCCAAUCUUGCAGCUCAGAUGGGCAUGACUUCAUUGUGGUUUGCCAGAAUUCACUACUUGGAUCGAACCCAGCGUCGCACUCAGAAGAAUCUCGAGUUCAACUGGGUCGGAAACGAUGAACAGAAAAAAUCGAUUUUCACGGGAAGCUUCUAUUCUCAUUAUGGCCCACCAGACAAUUUUUGCUUUGACUCUGGAUGUAAUGAUGAGGAAAUCAAUGAUGGAAACGUUGACCGACGAUCUCGACAAUUUGCGGAUGAAGUGAAAGCACAGGCUUCUCACUAUCGAACGAACAACGUCUUGUUGACGAUGGGCAACGAUUUCAACUAUCAACAAGCCAACAAGUGGUACCGAAAUCUCGACAAGCUCGUUGCAUACAUCAAUGCUAAUCCAAGCUUUGGAAUGAACGUCCAGUACUCGACUCCAGCCUGUUACGCGAAUGCUCUCCAAGCAACACCGACCAUUUGGGGAUCAAAACAAGACGAUUUCUUUCCAUAUGCUUCUGGUGAUCACAGCUUCUGGACUGGGUAUUUCACCUCAAGACCGGCUUUCAAGGGAAUGAUUCGUCAAGCUAGUUCGUAUCUCAAUUUGGGCAAACAACUGACCGCUCACUUUAAUUUGAACGACGAUGCCGCUUUGGAAACAGCAAAGAGAGCCAGCGGACUUGUACAACAUCAUGAUGGAGUCAGUGGAACAGCCAAGCAAGUGGUCACUUACGACUACCAACAGCGCUUGGACAAGGGAGUGAGACAGCUUGAGACGAUGAUCAACGAUGCUGUGAAGAAGUCCUCAACCGGAACUCCACCCACUUACACUUUGUGCCUUUUGAGCAACGAGACUGUUUGUGAUGUCAGCCAAAAAUCUGGAAGCUAUGCCGUUACCAUAUUCAACCCAAUCAGCAGAACUGUGAGCUCGUUCGUUCGAGUUCCUUUCUAUCACCCAAUCGCCUCAGUCGCCGAUGAUACUGGAGCUGCCGUCAAAGUGCAAAUUGUUCCAACGUUCUCGAUUCCUCCUUUAUCCUCGGCCAACAUUGCCCCUUAUGAGCUCUACAUUCCCGUCCUACUAGAUCCAGCCGGUUUCAGGACUUAUUUCGUUUCUGGAAGUGGAGUGUCUGGAAGGCCACCAAAACAAAGCAACGCGGAACUUGCCUACCCGGAAAAAGUGAUUCAACCAAGUGAAGCUGAUACGGUUUCGAUCGAAAACGAUUAUGUUUCUCUUCAAUUCGACGCAAACGGCUACUUGUCUUCGGUUCAAAACAAGAAAUCGGGAACUCGUCGCAAUUUGAAGCAAGAGUUUCUCUAUUAUGAGAGCAGUGCCAACUCUGCUCAACCCUCUGGUGCCUACAUUUUCCGGCCAGCUGCUCAAACGACGAAAACUUUGAGUACAUCAAUUACUACUACCGUUGUCAAGGGCGCCUCGGUGCAAGAGGUGAGGCAAAAGGUGACCGACUGGGCUUAUCAGACGAUUCGCCUCUACACUGGACAGCCACAAAUUGAAUUCGAUUGGGUCAUCGGACCGAUUCCGAAAGAAAACAGCAACCCAAUCGGAAAAGAGAUCAUCACUCGAUACACAACGGAUAUCAAAACAAAUGGACUCUUUUGGACGGAUGCAAGCGGAAGACAAGUGCUCCAGAGAACAUGGGACUCCUAUCCACAAUUCCAAUAUGAGGACACUGAGCCAAUUGCCGGAAAUUAUUACCCAGUCGUCAACCGGAUCUACAUGAAAGAUAAUACAAAUCAAUUGACUGUGCUGACCGAUCGUGCGCAAGGAGGAAUGGCCAGGAAUGGAGCGCUUGAAUUGAUGCUUCAUCGUCGUUGUUUCCACGACGAUCAUUUCGGUGUCGAUGAAGCUUUGGAUGAGCCUGGAAAAGACGGAAAGGGACUAGUUGUUCGUGGACAACAUUGGGUUCUUUUCGAUGAACCGGCGCCAUCAGCAUCAACCCAUCGCCCACUCGCCGUCAAUCUCUUCCAUCGUCCGAUCGCCGCUUAUGCCACCGUUGCCGAUCCUGUUGCUUACCGACAAGCAACCAAAACCAAGUUUGCUGGCCUCAAGCGCGACCUUCCAGCCAAUGUGAACCUGUUGACGCUGGAGAAGAGAAGCGAUGGAAUCUUGAUGAGAUUGGAGCAUAUCUUCCAAGCAAAUGAGGAUCCAUCCCUUUCACAACCAGCCACGAUCGAUUUCUCGAAUCUCUUCACCGGGUUCACGAUUCAGUCGGUGCAAGAGUUGAUGCUUGGAGGAAACAAAAAUUCCACCGGAAAGUCCACAACAGUCACUCUGAACCCCCAAGAGAUUCGCACUUUCUCGCUCACCGUUUCCCCAAUGGCCCCAAAAGAUUAU
Molecule: messenger RNA, 2829 nt
Organism: Mesorhabditis belari
Lineage: Eukaryota; Metazoa; Nematoda; Chromadorea; Rhabditida; Rhabditidae
Source: the annotation of a GenBank genome assembly